Coccomyxa subellipsoidea C-169 is the source of this 1398-nucleotide messenger RNA. RefSeq lists its product as hypothetical. The record is from RefSeq and is a predicted model, not a curated record. The coding region runs from base 124 to 1398 and encodes 424 amino acids. Lineage: Eukaryota; Viridiplantae; Chlorophyta; Trebouxiophyceae; Coccomyxaceae. The transcript has 11 exons.
AAACCAAGAUGUGUGCAUGGAAAAUGUAACUAAAGAAGCUGUAGAGCGUUGGGGUCGGUGCUCGGGCUUGGAUAGGGACCCUCAGAGGAGGGCUGCUGCCGAGGCAUUGGAAUCAGAUCUGACAUGCUCGGCAGUGUCCAAUUGCCGAAUCAAUUCAGCAGAUCACCAGAAAGGAAAUACUCUUCAAACAAAGUAGCAUCUUCCCUGAAGAGGGUAGUAGAAGUACGAGAUGAGGAGGUGGACACCCUCUUGAAAGGGUUCGCAGCACUCUUCUGUAUCCUGGGUUCCUACUUUCUGCUUCUUCCAAUCAGAGAUGAGGCAGGCGUCUCUCUAGGGACAAAGCCGUGCAUCAACUGUACCGGCUCCUGGCACUCUCUCUGCUGGGCUUUUACCUGGCAUACCAGGCAACGCCAAUACACACUGUGCCUGACGGUCAUGGACUACCAGCGGGUUGUGAGGGCGGCGUUUUUCCUGUGGGUGUCGGUGGUGAAUCUGGUGGGCCUGUCCACGAUGUGGGCGCGGAUGGCGGACGUGUUUGGGAGGCAGCUGGUGGGCUCACUGCUGGCCACAGCCUGGGCGAGCGCGCUGAGGACCAGCGGCAGUAGAGGCCAGAUUGUGGCGCCCAUGCUGCUGUCGGCCGCCGCGCUGGAGAUUGCCGGCCGCAUUGCAUCGCGACUGCGACGGCUGAGCCCCGUGCUGCCGAGCCCCGGCAAGAGCCGCUCCCCACUGGGGCAGACUCGGCAGGGGCAGGCCCUGAGAGCGCAGGUCUGGCACAGCUUUGUGCGGCUGUGGGAGGGGUUCCGGUGCAUCGCUGCAUCGCGCUACCUGACCCACCUCAGCGCAUACAUCGUGUUCACAACAGUCAUCGCCUCCCUCAUGUACUUUGAGAAGUCCAUGGUGGUGGCUUCUGCGGCUGGCGAUGCAGCCUCGCGCAUGGCGCUGUUUGGGUCCAUCAAUUCUGCCUCGGCCUUUGUGAUAGCGCUGCUGCAGCUUGCGGCCACCGGGCGGCUGCUGAAGCUGUUGGGGCUGGCCACAGCGCUCACUGUCAGCCCUGCAUUUGCAGCCGCCCUGAUGCUUGCCAUCGCUGUGUGGCCAACGCCCCUCGUAGUGGCUUCAGGAGAGGUGGUUGGGUAUGCCCUGGCGCGGCCGGCGAGGGAGGUGCUCUUCACGGUGGUGCCUCGGGAGGAGAUGUACAAGGCCAAGAUCUGCAUUGACACCCUCGUUGUCAGGGGCGGCGACAUGUUGGCUGCCGGCCUGUUCCAUUUCCUUGAUGGCUACUAUCACCUUGGGCCCUCUGGAUGUGCAGCAGCCGCAUUCCCCAUUUGCUUGGGCUGCUGUGUCCUUGCUUUCACCCUGGGGCGCAAGCAAGAGGCACUGGCAAGACCCCAGGCAGUGUGA